Molecule: messenger RNA, 1597 nt
Organism: Branchiostoma belcheri (Belcher's lancelet)
Lineage: Eukaryota; Metazoa; Chordata; Leptocardii; Amphioxiformes; Branchiostomatidae
Product: insulin-like growth factor-binding protein complex acid labile subunit
Exons: 4
Coding region: 182-1597 (471 amino acids)
Molecular function (GO): protein binding
Source: RefSeq, a predicted model, not a curated record
UACUGCGCAACACGGAAGAACAGUUUAAGAUGGACUCCCGACAUUUAAUGAAGUUUUGAGACUAACGAGCCAAGAUCUGCCACCAUCCACACUUUGGCCUCGUGUCCAGGACUUGUCCUGUGAAUCAGCAACAAACAGAGGCUUUAGGAUCACUUUUUAGUGGAGAAAAACAGCCUCCAACAUGCAGGUGAGGAGGAUGCUGGUUCUGCUGCUGAUCAUCCUGAAGGAAGCUGGCCCGACCGCAGCCCACAGCUGCCGCUGUUCAUCAUCAAGCUGUUCCUGCGGCAGGAGAGGCCUCAGCAGUGUUCCUCAGGACCUGCCGACAACCAUCACUACCCUGUACCUUUGGGUCAAUGAAAUCACAACCUUAAGUCAGUCUGAUUUCUCAAGGUAUGGGAGCCUGCGAACAUUACACCUUUAUAGUAAUCAGAUCUCUACUAUCAAUCAUGGAACAUUUGUGGGACUUAGUAAUCUGAAAAGGUUGUAUCUUAGUGUUAAUCAGUUGGCAAAUCUCACAGCUGACAUGUUUGAUGGCCUUGGUAACCUGGAGGUGUUGCAGCUCGACAAUAAUCAGUUGACGAGUCUUCCAUCUGACAUAUUUGAGGGCCUUGGUAACUUGCGGGGUUUGCGUCUUGAUCAGAAUCAGUUGUCAAGCCUUCCGACUGGCAUAUUUGCGGGACUUGGUAACCUGGAGGAAUUGCGGCUUUCUCACUUGACCAGUCUUGCAGCUGACACAUUUGAGGGCCUUGGUAACUUGCUGACUUUGGUACUUAAUCAGAUUCAGUUGUCCAAACUACCAGCUGGCAUAUUUGAGGGUCUUGGCAAUCUGUGGCAGUUGGAUCUUAGUCAGAAUCCCUUGACAAAUCUCACAGCUGACACUGACAUAUUUGAGGGGCUUGGUAAUCUGACAACCUUGUAUCUUUCCUAUAAUCAGUUGACCAGUCUUCCAGUUGGAAUAUUUGAGGGGCUUGGUAAUCUGCAGACAUUGAUUCUCAGUCAGAAUCAGUUGACCAGUCUUCCAGCUGGUAUAUUUGAGGGGCUUGGUAAUCUGCAGAUAUUGUUUCUCAGUCAGAAUCAGUUGACCAAUCUUCCAAUUCGAAUAUUUGAGGGACUUGGUAAUCUGGUAGACUUGAAUCUCAGUCACAAUCGGUUGACCAGUCUUCCAGCUGCCAUAUUUGAUGGCCUUGAUCACCUGUUGCUGCUGCACCUUGAUCACAAUCAGCUGACCAGCCUGUCUGCUGACAUAUUCCCAGUACUGGCCUCUGUUUUAAUUUGGGUUCAAAUUCGUAACAACCCCUUGCAAUGUGACUGCAAAAUGCGUCCCUUUAAGCUAUUGAUGACAGGGGAACAUUAUUUUGAAUCCGGUAUCUACUGUGCCGGACCCGCUAACCUUGCAGGGAAAAACUUGCUUUUUGGGGACCUUAUCUCUGGCAGCACCAACUUCUACCACCCAACCUGCACCAACCUCUACCCCUCAACCUGCACCAACCUCUACCCCCCAACCUACACCAGCUUCUACCCCCAAACCUGUAGCAAGUUGCAGCACCUUUUGGAAGAAGUGCGUCACCAGAAAGUUUUGGAGAAGGGCUUCCUGUAG